Messenger RNA from Cuscuta europaea, 1832 nucleotides. Lineage: Eukaryota; Viridiplantae; Streptophyta; Magnoliopsida; Solanales; Convolvulaceae. The record is from the annotation of a GenBank genome assembly.
UAAAAAGUCAUGAAUUUUAAUAAAUAUUUUUGUAAACAUUAGAAUACAAACGAAAAGGUUAUAACACAAUAAAGAAAAUUGGAAUUUUUAUUUUUCUUAGGCCCCGCAACGUUUCCUUGAGUAAAUGACGGAACAGAGUAGAAAUUGAGCAGGUGUUUCCGAAUCGCGUUGAUGUAUUUUUUUUUUGACGAAAAAGAGUAAAACGGAGUUGAGUACUCCGAAUUUGAAGUGAUCAUCAGCAGCUUUGAACAUUUUCGGAUCUGACAACUCCGAAAGCCAUUGGCGUCAGAAAAUGUCUGCCACUUUCGCAUUUUCGGAGCUGACAACUCCGAAUGCAGAAGAUAAGGAUUUCCGAGGCUUUUUAUUGGUCCGUCGGAUUCCAACGUGAUAAAAUUUUCGGCAUAAAUAAUGUUCCUCUUCCACACUUUCACACCCACCAACAUCUCCUAUCCUCCUCCCACACUUUCACACCAACCAAACAAACAAGGCUUCUUGUUCAAAGGUUGUAAUGGCUGAACGAGUUGCACACCCUGGCCCUCGGGAUCGUUCUGUUUUAGUUAUGAUACCCGGUGAGCAUCGUGCCGAUCGUGUGUGGCACGAAUCAGCAUUUCGAGAUGACAAACUGAGGUGUCAUCACUAUUCAUCGUGUGCCUAUGUUGAUGAUGGUCCGCGUCAUCCUGGGGUGGUACGGUUGUUGAGAGCAUCUGGGUUUCACAGUGUCGAGAGAAUAGGACAAGUGCAGUUAGAUUGGUCACUUCUGACUGCGUUAGUGGAGAGGUGGAGACCCGAGGUACACGCAUUUCAUUUGCCCUUUGGUGAGGUAGGAUUGACUUUGCAGGACGUGCAAGUCUUGUUGGGGUUGCCCAUUGACGGCAUACCACUCACUGGUCCCACGAUUAUUGAUAGGGCAGCGUUGUUGCAGAUGUGUGCACAGUCUGUUGGUUUUAUACCAGAAGAUGAUGAUUUAAAUUCAGCUACCAUAAAAGUAACGAAUAUCCACCCCAUUCCAUUAACCGAUUGUAGCAAUGAAAAUGAGGUGACUCAACACACUAGGGCCCUCAUUUGGCAGUUGUUUGGUGGUUCAUUAUUCCCUACCACUAGUGGAAACAUGGUUAGUUAGUAUUUCUUGGAGUUGUUGCAGGGCAACUUAGUAGAUGUGCGCCGAUGGAGCUGGGGCUCAGCGGUCUUGGCCUAUCUGUAUCACAUCAUGUGUAAGGCGGCCCAGGCUAAACAGAUUGGAGGAUGUUUAGUCCUUCUACAAAUCUGGGCAUGGGAGAGGUUGCCGAUGGUUCGGCCCCAAGGUCAUCUCCCAUUUGACCAUAUAUUGGAUUUUCUGUAUGCUGUUAGGUGGGCGUGUCAACAUGAUUGGCAGCAAACAAACAGAUUUUCGUUACGGGUAUAUAGGGACCAACUAGAUCGGAUGACGAAAGAUGAGUUCGAAUGGAUCCCCUAUCUGUUGAUGAACCUUCCACCAUAUUGUCAUGAUGCCAAUGAUUUGUGGGCUGGGGAGGUUCCAUUGAUUUGUACAUGUUUUUCUUAGGCGCACUAUUCGAGCUUGAGUCGUCACGCGCAAAAUAUGUUCGAGCUGAGCUCAAAUUUGUGAUAUUCAAUUUAAGCAACGCCACUACUUGGGAGCAUAUCACUACACUCUCACGUAAACACAUUUCAACCAAAUAUACGGCAGAAGCGGUUUGGAUUUGUCACGAAAGUUGACUUUUCUUAGUCAAAUUGCAAUUUGUCAUCGUUAACAAAAAAGUCAAUAUGGCGAACGUUUUUUGAGAUGGAGAUAAUAUCGAUAUAUUCUAAAGUAGAUUCUAUGGUACCUUUAAGAU